CGAGAUCCUGGAGCUUCACAACGGUGCCGGAGGAGCCAGAGAGACAAAGAGAGAGGCAGGUCUCCCCUCCCGAAGAACAUCACUACUACACUACACUUCCGCCAUGAGGACCUACAGAGGGCGCGAGAGGAUGUGGGCGGCUGCCAGCAGCACCGGGAUCGCGUUACGGGCGGCCUUACUCCUGGGCGUGUUCAUGGGCGUCAUCUACGCCAACCCGGGGCGUCCCGACUCUAUGUCCUUCAGCGACGUCCUCAGCCUUCUGGAGGAGCAAACGCAAGUCGGUGGUUCCGGAAAUAGAGAUGCAUCCGUCGAUUACCUCAGGCAUUCGGGAAACGUCAUCGUCUCGUGCAAGAGCCGAGGGCUGUGCAACUGCUAUAGCAAAGCUCUAAGGCGCUCCUUCUGCUGCGACUGCCUGAACGGGCCGUGCUUUCCCGCCGACGCGCGCGCGAACACUCCCCAGGGGGAGGUCAGGAUGGCUGACCUUAAUGUUGGGGAUAUGGUCCUCGCUGGAACUGAGAACGGAGAACCGGUCUGGAGUCCACUGGUGGCCUGGCUAGACCGAAGACCUGAGGAGGAAGCCCAGUACCUCUCCAUUUCUACCGAAGGGGGACCUCAGCUCACCCUCUCCUCCUCACACCUCCUCUUUACCUCCAACGACAACCAGUUGCUCCCGAGAUUUUCAGGGGAAUUAUCUGAAAACGAGAGACUCUUGAUGCUGUCUGAAAAGUUCCAGCUCUCGACGAACACACCCAAGCAUCAGGCGAAGAAAGUUAUGGUAACCAACAUAACAAACAUCAUGCCAGUUCUCAAACAAGGAGCAUACGUGCCUCUAACUCAAACAGGCACCAUCUUCGUGAACGGCAUCUUAGCAUCCUGCUACGCAUCAGUCACCCACGACAUAGCCCACGUUGCCCUCGCCCCUGUGAGGUGGUUCCCCUCAUGGAUGACCGAGGAUGGUCAGUACGAAGGAACCAUGCCUUACGUACGACUGAUGAAAUGGUUCGCGCGGAGGUUUCUCCCCACUCGCUACUUGGCACCAAAAGAUUCUUCGGUGGUUGUGGAGCCCUUGGUUGAGGAAAAGGCACUGUUGUCUUGUCCUCCCUAUUUGGACUUGGUUAACAAUGCCUUCCAUACUUUCAUUACUUCCGUGUGAUUUAGUCUUUUAGAUUCUUAAAUGUCUUCAGUGAAUAAUAAUAGAAUAAAUUUUAAAAUGAGUGACAUAAUACUCCACAUACCUGAUAAUCAUUACACAGACUUAAUACAAUUCAUGCUGUAUUUAAUUCAAGAUAAGCACAAUUCAUUUAUUAAUUCUCUUCAGAAGCAAUCAUCUCUGUCAUCAAUUACAUCAUAGGUUUACUGAAGAUGUAAUUCAUAUAUUCAAUAAGAGAAUGUCACUUGUCAAUUUUCAAGCCGAUUAAAUCGAGUAUCAGUUUCUA
Macrobrachium nipponense is the source of this 1436-nucleotide messenger RNA. Its product is annotated as indian hedgehog B protein-like. Gene Ontology annotation, molecular function: patched binding; calcium ion binding. Gene Ontology annotation, biological process: multicellular organism development; intein-mediated protein splicing; cell-cell signaling. NCBI's taxonomy places the organism in Eukaryota, Metazoa, Arthropoda, Malacostraca, Decapoda, Palaemonidae. The record is from RefSeq and is a predicted model, not a curated record. Bases 104 to 1153 code for a protein of 349 amino acids. The transcript has 6 exons.